Diospyros lotus (date-plum) is the source of this 5139-nucleotide messenger RNA. Its product is annotated as E3 ubiquitin-protein ligase RKP. Gene Ontology annotation, molecular function: ubiquitin-ubiquitin ligase activity; protein binding. The record is from RefSeq and is a predicted model, not a curated record. The transcript has 10 exons. Bases 878 to 4711 code for a protein of 1277 amino acids. Lineage: Eukaryota; Viridiplantae; Streptophyta; Magnoliopsida; Ericales; Ebenaceae. Gene Ontology annotation, cellular component: ubiquitin ligase complex; cytoplasm. Gene Ontology annotation, biological process: protein ubiquitination; ubiquitin-dependent protein catabolic process.
AAGCCACGCCACACGCGCAGCCCCUCUGUUUCCCGUCGGUUCGGUCCGGUCCGGUCCGUUCUUUCCUUCUACACUUUCCUGAGUUAUGGCGAACGAAUGGUUAGUCAAAUAUUUAUAUCCAAAAAUCCCCUCUCUCUCCCUCUCUCCCUAAGGUUGUCUUCCAUCAAUGGUGUCUGCAAACCCUAAUUUCGGCCCGCCGCCUUCACCUUUGAAGACUUAGAAUCUCUCUCUCUCUCUCUCUCUCUCUCUCUCUCCCCCUCCCUCUCUGUAGUUUCAACGCGACGGACAGCCUGUAAGUACUUCCGACACCUCCUUAUAUAUGAGCAUGUGGAUUCUGGCAAUUUGCAGAAAUGUUGGCGAAUUUGAAUUUAGCUGAAUCUGUGUGGUUCAGCGUUAAAAGAUCAAAAUUUUUGAGAUUCUGUUUUGGUUUGUGGUAAUUCGUUUGGUGUCUGUCUGGUUAGGGAUAAAAUUACGAAAAAAACUGGAAAGUUUGGACAUCUGUGUUUUUCUACCUUUCUAAUUUGGGUUGAAAUGGGGGGAAUGAGUUGUAUUCAAUUGUAUGGUUGGAUCAGUAAGUUGGGAAUAUCUAGAAUAAAUUUCGUUUUAAGAUAAUUUUACCUAGGUUUAUCAGUGGCCGAGUGGAGGCUUGAAGUUUACUGCCAAGAAUUUUUGGGGUUUACUGUUCAUACGUGGUAGUAUGCCUUUUUCACUAUUGGAAGUUUCAGGGUCAGCAGGGUGGUCUGAGUUUAACGGCUUCAAGUUGACUGGGUUUGGUUUAAGGCUAUUAGCUUAAGUCAAUUUGCUCCCGUGAAGGUCUUUACUUCGUAAUUUUGGUGUUAGCUGGGUUAUCUCUGAGGUAGCACUUGCCUCCUUACUGAUGGCAGAGGAGAGCCCAUGGACUGGUGGGCUUUAUUCUGGAUUGGCUGUGGUGUUGAAUGGUGAGGAAAGGGGAGGGGCUUCUCAUAAGAGUCGUCUUAUUUCAUGUUGCAAUGAUUUAGGUGACCAGUCCCUAGAGCGAACUCUUGAACACAUUUUCAAUCUCCCUCACAAGACAAUUAGUCCACUUUCCAGUCCACUUGAUACCAAUACAGUUUCUUCCAUCAUAAAGAAUGAAUUCUUCAAACAUAAUAUGCAAUCAGACACUGUUGCUAGAAAUAGGGAUGGAAUCUCUACCGCAGGUGAUAGUUGUGGAUCUCUUGUUGCAAUUGAAGAAUCUAGUAUCUGCGGGGAUAUUCGAAUUGUGAAACCACCUCUGCUUCUAGAAAGUCAAGCAAUUUUUAGUAGUGUAAGGGCUACCACCUGUGUAUGGAAAGGAAAAUGGAUGUAUGAGGUGAUUCUUGAAACUUCUGGUAUACAGCAACUUGGAUGGGCAACACUUUCUUGCCAGUUUACUCAUCAUAAGGGUGUGGGAGAUGCUGAUGAUUCUUAUGCAUAUGAUGGAAAAAGGGUCCGUAAAUGGAAUAAAGACUUUGAAUCUUAUGGCCAGUCAUGGGUAGUUGGUGAUGUUAUUGGAUGUUGCAUAGAUUUGGACCAUGAUGAGGUCUCUUUCUAUAGGAAUGGUUCUCCUCUUGGAGUAGCAUUUAGUGGCAUCCGCAAAAUGGUGCCUGGACUGGGGUAUUAUCCUGCCAUUUCUCUUUCACAAGGUGAAAGGUGCGAGUUGAAUUUUGGGGCUCGCCCCUUCAAAUAUCCUGUUGAAGGUUUCCUUCCCAUUCAAGCUCCAUCAUCUAAAUGCGACCUUGCUAAGAAUCUCUUGAAUUGCUUAUCAAGGCUGUGGGAGAUGCAACGCAUUGAGGGGGCAGAGUUAAGUUCUGUUGAGAAAUUGAGAAGAUUGAAGAGGUUUGCGCCGUUUGAAGAGAUUUUUCACCCCGUCUCACAUGGGAUAUGUGAAGAGUUUUUCUUGGCACUUGACACUGAAGCAGGAAGCACAGAAUACGUAGCAUGGGGUCCUGUUUUGUUAUUCAUAAUGAAAGUCUUUGGGGUGCAUCCACCCCAUGAUUAUAGGAGUUUGGACAGGCUACUGGAUCUCUUUUUAGAAUUUCAAGGGUCAAGAUUAUUAUUGGAGCAUGUCCUGAAUGCCCUUUCGUGUGGUUGUAAAACAGCAUCACUGGUUUUAACAGAAUGUCCAUACUCAGGAUCAUAUCCCUUCCUUGCUGUAGCAUGUCACAUUUUAAGAAGGGAAGAAUUGAUGACACUCUUUUGGAAAUUGUCAGAUUUUGAGUUUCUGUUUGAAGGGUUUUUAUCUCGGAAGAGCCCUAACAAGCAGGAUCUUGAAUAUCUGAUGCCUUUAAUUUGGUGGCCUGGAUCAUGUGAGGACAUAUUGUCAUAUGAGAGUACCAUGAUGAUGCAGACUACCGCAGCAUUGUCUGAAGCAGUCAGCAAGAUUGAGGAGAAGCACAGGGAUCUUUGUUGCUUAGUCAUACAGUUCAUUCCACCUACAACACCUCUUCAGUUGCCAGGCUCAGUUUUUAGGACAUUUUUACAAAAUUUUCUGUUGAAAAACAGGGGAGCAGAUCGCAAUCUACCUCCUCCAGGGGUUUCAAGCAACUCUGUUCUUGUUUCGUUGUUUACUGUUGUACUUCAUUUUCUAUCAGAAGGUUUUGCUAUGGGGGACAUCCCUGGCUGGAUUAAAGGAUGUGGGAGCAACACAGGGCCAGAUGUUGGCUUCCUUCACAGGGGUGGCCAACAAAGCUAUCCCAUGGGUUUGUAUUUGAAAAAUGAUCCUCAUCGAGUUGAUAUUCCUAGACUUGGAGGGUUGUUCAGUCAUCUGUCCAAAUCGCACCCUGUAAAUGUUGAUGCAGAAGCAGAAGUUAUUCAGUGGGAGGAAGGAUGCAUGGAUGAAGAGGAAACUAGAGUGACACAUUCUAGUAGGUGGAAACCAUGCUGUUGUUCUAAUUAUGAAGUUGAUUUUUCAAAAAUUUCGAAGAAUCCAAUAAGAUGCACAGGCAAAGGGUCUCAUGGUCACUGCAGCACUGUUCCAGAGAGAUCUGCUCAUGUUGCUGCAGAAUGCAGCAGUGGGAAUUUGAAUGAUGAGAUAACAGACAAACCCAGCACAAGUGACCAAUCCGGACCUGAAUUUGGUUACCGGCCAAUGCAACAAAUGAGAAUUAUUCCAUUGGAGAGUGACUCAUCUUCAGCCACACUGAAAGAAGAGGAACUUCUAGAUGCUAUGCUUUUAUUGUAUCAUUUGGGUCUUGCUCCAAAUUUUAAACAGGCAUCAUCUUACAUGUCUCAGCAGUCACAGUUAGUAGCUCUAUUGGAAGAAACAGAUAAACAAAUAAGGGAAAGAGCUUGUGUAGAGCAGCUAAAGCGCUUGAAGGAAGCUCGUAUUGAUUACCGAGAAGAAGUUAUGGACUGUGUCAGAAAUUGUGCAUGGUACCGUAUCUCUCUGUUCUCUCGCUGGAAACAAAGGGGCAUGUAUGCAGCUUGCAUGUGGAUUGUUCAACUUCUUCUGGUUGUGAGCAAAGUGGAUUUGGUGUUCCUCUAUAUUCCAGAAUUUUAUCUGGAGACUCUGGUUGAUUGCUUCCAUGUGUUGCGUAAGAGUGAUCCGCCGUUUGUACCUGCUCCUUUAUUUAUCAAGCAAGGACUCACUUCUUUUGUUACUUUUGUGGUCACUCACUUUAAUGACCCACGGAUAUCAAGUGCGGAAUUGAGAGAUCUUCUUCUACAAUCUAUUUCUGUCUUGGUCCAGUAUAAGGAGUUUUUGGCUGUUUUUGAGAAUAAUGAAGCAGCCAUCCAGAGGAUGCCUAAAGCAUUAUUGUCUGCCUUUGAUAAUAGAUCAUGGAUUCCUGUAACAAACAUACUACUGCGCUUGUGCAAAGGUUCUGGCUUUUGUUCUUCAAAGCAUGGAGAGUCGUCUUCAACAUCAAUUGUUUUUCAGAGAUUGCUACAAGAGACUUGCAUCCAUGAUGAAGAAUUGUUCUCAGCUUUUCUCAAUCGCCUAUUUAACACCCUGAGCUGGGCGAUGACUGAAUUUUCAGUUUCAAUUCGAGAAAUGCGUGAGAAAUACAAGGUUUUGGAGUUUCAGCAAAGGAAAUGCAGUGUCAUAUUUGAUCUAUCUUGCAAUCUUGCAAGGGUACUGGAGUUUUGUACCCAUGCAAUUCCGCAGGCAUUCCUAUCAGGAGCAGAGACAAACCUACGAAGGCUCACUGAAUUGAUUGUCUUUAUUUUGAACCACAUCAUAUUAGCAGAGGAUCCUGAAUUUUUUGAGCUGUCAAUUAGGCGGCAUGGUCAAUCACCAGAAAAAAUAAACCGAUGCACCAUUUUAGCACCUCUAGCUGGUAUUAUCUUGAAUUUGUUGGAUGCUAGUGCAGAGGCAGAAUCCUGCCAGCAGAAUGAUGUCGUGGGGGUAUUUGCAAGUAUAGACUGCCUUGAUACAGUUCUAUUUGGAUUCCAGUUACUCUUAGAGUACAUCUCGGCCGGAUCCUUCAGAGGGGAUGGCCAUCUUGCAAAAAUGAAGCAGCUGGAGCAAUUCUCAAGCCUCUUGAUAAGCCGAUCGGAGUUGGGGAAAGUUGAGAGGAUGGGAUUCGAGGGAGAAGCUGCUGACAGGAUAUGCUGUAUCUGUUACGCACGGGAAGCAGAUGCCCAGUUUGUACCGUGUUCUCACAUGUCUUGCUAUGGCUGCAUAUCUCGGCAUCUCCUGAACUGUGAAAGGUGUUUCUUCUGCAAUGCAACAGUGGUGGAAGUCGUCAGGACUGAUUCGAGGGCAGCUUAAUUAAAGCUGAUUAAGUGUGUUCUGGGUUGAGUUUGGGGGGUGUGGAUCAAGUAACAGUCGGGUCAGACACCUACUAUUUUAGGAGGUUGGGGUAUUAUCUCAAAAUUGGGAUAUUAUGACAAAAGAAGAAGAGGAAGAGGUAGAGGAAGAGGAAGAAAGAAAAUGGGGAUUGAUAAAAAAACCUUAUUACUUAUUUUAGAACCGGCAGCUAGAUAGAAGUGUUGUUAUAGAUAGGUGUAAUUAAGUAUAAUAGAUGUAUAGGGCGCUUGGGGUUGUAGUAAACUGGUUGGUUGGUUCUGGAAGUGGGUUUGUUGUGGACUUGGAUUAACUUAAAAUUUUGUAGAGAGGGGGGGAAGAAGCUCAAGGCAAUUAUUUUGUAAAUAUGAGUUGUAAAAGGAAAAACUCUUUUAUUUUUAUUUUUUUGUUUU